GAAAAAAAGAAAAAAGAAAAAAGAAAAAAUGAAAAAGAAAGCGAGUGAGGGAAAAAUAAUUUAUAAGUAUUUGGAAUCCGCGGAAUAAAAAAGCGGAAACCCCAAUUCAUUCAUUUCCCUCUCUCUCCCUCUCUCUGUCUAUCUAUCUCACUCUUCCCCCAAUUCGUGUCGCUUUUUGGCGGUUCUGAGGCUUUUCGGUUUCGAACAUUCGCACGAAUUUUUCUGACGUUUGCUUUCUUCUUUCUCAGAGAUCGGAGGGUUUCGAGCUCGCAGAGGAUCGGCCCUGGGAGCUUAAAUGAAAUGGAUCGAGAAGCUCAUUUGCGUAAGAAAUUUGCUAAUGCGAAAUCUCAAAGGGUAAAGACAGAUGAGUCUUUAACUCCUGCUUUAGAAGAUGAAACAGUUGAGCAUUUACUUGCAGAACCUAAAAAUGAGAAUGUUUCAGUAGAUGGUGUCUUGUAUUUUGGCGAGCAGAAUGCAGGAAAAUGCUUGGGAAUUGAAGAUUUUUCAUGUGAAUUCGAGUAUGGGCUUAAUCCAUAUAGAGGCGGGUUGCAUUCUAGUACUGCUCGGGAAGAAGAAGAUGACUUUGCACUUGGAGUUCUUGAUGGAUUGCUGGAUGAAGUCGAUGAAGUGGAGGAUCUUCAUGCAACAGAUGGUCUUGCCAGCCCAUGUGAAGAUUUUCUUCUGGAUAUUGACUUUGCUGGAAAAGUUUCGGUAUUGGCUCCUGGUCUUUGUCAAGGAUCACAUUCAAGAAACCCAAGUUCUGAGAGUCAGUCUCCAGGAUUAAGUGGAAGCAGUAACAGUGCGAUUGGAAUAUCAGAUUCAUCAACAGUGACUGUUCAAGAUUUUGAGUAUAAGAAUGAUUCUCUUAACAAGACAGAAAAGCAUGGCUUACAGGCUGCUGUAAGACGCAAAAAAAGGUGUCGAACUCCACUUCAAGGGACUUGUCUAGAUUCGCAAGAUUUUAAAGAGUUCGAUGAUGAUGAAAAUCCUCUUCUGAGUGACUUAUUAUUAUCCAAUCAAAAGGGAAAGAGCUCUAUUGAAGCUUGUAAAGUUGGUUCUUUUCUGAGAGAGAAAAGAUUGCGUAAACCUACUCAGAGAUACAUUGAAGAAUUUUCAAAUAAGAAGUCAAAAUAUCUAAAAGGAAGAGGAAAGUUUUCUUCUGGUGAUGCUGUUACUGCAAAUGAUAAAGGUCUGAAGAUGAGAUCCCAUGGUGAUCUUCAUAAUGUGAGGCCUAAAACAUUGUCAGCAGUUUCUGAGGAGGAAUUGCUUUCUGGAACUAAAAUUCAGGAAGUGCCUUUGGUUCGGGGAAAGAGAGGACGUCCAAAGAAGCAUGUAUCAGUGCCACAAAUCGAGCCUGAUGAAGAACAUUUUACAUCUGAGUCUGAAGAUGAUUCUGUGACAAAACGACGAUGCAAAAGUCACGAUCGAAGGAAGCAUCAGCGGAUGUGGACCCUUACUGAAGUGAUGAAUUUGGUUGAUGGUAUUUCUGAAUAUGGUGUCGGACGAUGGACUGACAUAAAAAGACUCCUUUUCGCUGCAUCUGCAUAUCGUACACCCAUAGAUCUCAGGGAUAAAUGGAGAAAUCUUUUGAGAGCUAGUUGUGCCCAUAAACUGAAGAAGAAAGAGAUGGAAGAAAGGCAGGGUCAUGCAGUGCGGCCAUUGCCAAAGUCUCUUUUACGACGAGUUCGUGAGUUGGCCAAAAUUCACCCAUAUCCAAGGGAGCGUGGCGUGAAGAGCAUUGGUGAAGAUGACCCAUCCACACUUCCUACUUCCAGUAAAGGUGCUCCGCUGAGUGUCGGCAGAAAGAAUAAUGUACGAAGAAAGAACUGUACUUGAAGCUCCAUUUUCUAUGAGUCGCAAUUGACUACUAGUUCAGGAAUGUAUCUAAAAUUUAGUUGUAAAAAGUCAGUGAUGUUAUUAAUUAUACCUGUUGUUUAACAUCAAGUGCUUGAAUCAGUAGCAGAAAUUAUUAUAGAAUCACUAUGUUUCACCAGUGGGUCCAAUUUUUAACUAUAAUACCUGUGGGGAUGAUUAGCUGAAUGCUUAAACAAAGCAGUUGCUCUGA
This is a messenger RNA of Ziziphus jujuba (common jujube), 2065 nucleotides long. RefSeq lists its product as uncharacterized. The record is from RefSeq and is a predicted model, not a curated record. Bases 301 to 1836 code for a protein of 511 amino acids. NCBI's taxonomy places the organism in Eukaryota, Viridiplantae, Streptophyta, Magnoliopsida, Rosales, Rhamnaceae. The transcript is spliced from 10 exons.